Messenger RNA from Plasmopara halstedii, 530 nucleotides. RefSeq lists its product as uncharacterized. Lineage: Eukaryota; Oomycota; Peronosporomycetes; Peronosporales; Peronosporaceae. The coding region runs from base 133 to 336 and encodes 67 amino acids. The record is from RefSeq and is a predicted model, not a curated record. The transcript has a single exon.
AUUUGACAGUGUUCAAGUCCGUCGAAUUUGUUGGAAAUUUGCCGAUCCUGUCCCCUGACUAAAACGGCGUACCCGAAUGGGCAACCUGCCGAUCGGCUAGCCUUGAUUCUCGCCGAGAGAUUGGCAAUAGCAAUGAGUAAGGUGAUAAGAUGUAUGUUCAUCACAAAGGUUUGGUUCUAUUGCACUACUGAGGAAAUAGAAUUGUGUUUGAAUCAAGAGCCCGCUUGGUCUGCUAAACUCCCUCAACCAAAUGCUGUAAUAGCAACACAUGAUCACCAUAGCGUUGGACUUGUCGACUUGAAGUUAGGUCAAUUGUGUGAUAAGCCCUACCAUUGAUCAAGGAAGUCCGUAGAAAAAAAUGCUGUGCAACCGGAUGAUCCGAGGUCAUUGACCCGUAAGUUAGCGUGGACGUGAUACUCUAGACAUCAUGAGUCUACAAUAGAGCUAAUAGGGCCCAUUUUAUAUUCCGAUAUAGAUAACAUAAGGUAAAUGUAUUUUUUGCCAUGGGCACGACACACCGUCGAAGCAUC